Messenger RNA from Dicentrarchus labrax (European seabass), 1857 nucleotides. RefSeq names its product B-cell receptor CD22-like. The transcript has 8 exons. Bases 88 to 1437 code for a protein of 449 amino acids. The record is from RefSeq and is a predicted model, not a curated record. NCBI's taxonomy places the organism in Eukaryota, Metazoa, Chordata, Actinopteri, Moronidae.
UCUUAUACAGCUGUGGUAAGACACAUCUCUCUGGACCACAUCCUUAAAAAGCACUGUGUCUACCAUCUAAGAUAUUUUAACAGACAUAUGAGCGGGACAGCUAUGAGUUUAACUGCAGCAGAAAGUGGGUUUGUUGUCCUCCUUCUCUCGGUGUCAGUGGUACAGGGUCUGAAUGACUGGGGAGUGACUUACACCUCUACUGGGAUCUGUGCCUUAAAAGGAUCAACAGUGGACAUAAGCUGCACCUACAGAUACCCAUCCAGAAUGACAGAUCGUGAUACUACAGUUGAGGAAACAUUCUGGUUCAUUCAUUCGCAGGGUGAGGAACCUGUGGAUCUGAGGACACGCUCAGAGUACUCAGGUCGUGUGCAGUAUAUCUGUGGUAACAACAACUGCACUCUGAGAAUCAUAGACCUGAGAGAGAGUGACUCAGCUGAGUACAAGUUCAGAUUCAUAACAAACCAACCAGGUGGAGAAUAUACUGGUUUACCUGGAGUCACUUUGUCUGUCACAGGCUUCCAGGUGCUGAUAAACCGCUCAGAGCCUUGCAAAACUACAACCUGUACAUGGUCAGACCUUAGAUGUCACAGCAGUUGUCGCCUACCUGAUCAAACUUCCUACAUCUGGUACAAGAAUGAACAUAAAAUUACCGACAAAACAUCUUCAGACUACUAUUUCUACUUUUAUCCUGAUGACAGUUUUUCCUGUGCUGUAGAAGGAUAUGAGAAUUUCCCCUCUCCUCCAGUGUAUCCUCCGAGGGUUCCCUCUGUGUCAGUGAGUCCCUCUGGUGAGAUAGUGGAGGGCAGUUCAGUGAAUCUGACCUGUAGCAGUGAUGCUAACCCAGCAGCUAAUUAUACCUGGUACAAGGAGGAUGAAGACUCACCAAAAGCAUCAGGACAGAUCUUCACCAUCACUGACUUCAGACCUGAACACAGUGGGAAUUAUUACUGUGAAGCCCAGAACAGAAGAGGACGCCAUAACUCCACCUUACAUCUGAUUGUUGUUGCAGGUGCAUGGAAAUCUGCAGCUUUAGGCACAAUCACUGCUGUUUUCCUGGUUAUCACACUCCUCGCUGUCUUCCUUUGGAUUAGACGAAAUAUGUCCUGCACCCAGCUGUCUCAGGGUGGAGAGAGACCCGACAACAGAGCACAGCCAAACAUGAGUCCAGCUGCAGCACAGAGACAGUCAGAAGAACAGCAGGAUGACCUGCACUACGCCAGCAUCUGCUUCCCUCAGAACCAGGAAGAUGCUCUCUACUCCAACAUCAGAUACGCUCAGCCCCACAGACGAACAGAGGAUGAGGAGGGUGGGGUUAUCUACAGUGCUAUCAAAACUGACAAUGCCAGCAGUGCCCCGGGAAGAAGACGCCAAGAAGAUGUGGAGGAUUCAUGUGCACUGUACAGCACAGUCAACAAAAACACUGUGAGCACAACAUGAAUCUGUGGUUUGUUUGAACGUGGAUUUGUCCGUGCACUUUCUUCAAGCAGGUAGAAUUAUUGUGCAUUCCUCAGGACAUGGCAUUAAGGCAACCCACAAAAAUAAAAACGUGGGUUAUGUGAAUACUUGUUUGUUAAGUUUGAUGUUACUGAUGAAAAUAUUUUUAGAAAUAUUGCGCUUUCUUGUAGUAACACUGAAGUGACCCUCCUAUGAGAUGAGAACACCAGCAGUGGCCCCAAACCAAUUUGAGUUUGAGACCCGUGAUCUAAACACAUAUAUGGAACCACUUCAAUUAUACAGACCUCUGCUGGUGAAAGUAGGGAUUGCACUUACACUUUAAACUUCAGGAUCAUAGAUCAUAGUUUUGGACAUGGCAUUAAGGCAACUGACUAAAAUAAAAACACAUGUUGGUUGUGUGAA